AUGCCGCCCAAAAUCCGCAUCCCGAAGGCCGAGGAUUUCACGUCGCUUUCACCCGACCUGAAAGUCGUCUUGCACUUCCCUUCCCCUCCCGAGUCCACCACCGCCAUCCUGAUCCUGUUCCACGGGCUGGGCGAUGCAGACACCUCUUUUGCGAGUUUCGCCAGGAGCAUGAAUCUGCCCGGGGUCCUCGCCAUCACAGUCAGGGGCACAAAUCCCCUACCUCCAGCGCUGAUGGGCUUACCUCUCGACAGCGGCCCGCCGCGGCACUUUCACUGGGGCGAUGACCUGAACCUGGCGACCCAGUCCGAUGAGCUGGAUGCAGACCCGGGGUUCAGCAAGGCGUAUGACCUGAUUGUGAACAGACUCAUCAGGGAGACGCUCCUGGACAAGUGUGGGUGGGAGCUGCCUGACAUUCUCCUGUUUGGCUUUGGACAGGGCGGUUCGCUGGCUGUGGGCUUGGCCUCCAAGAUCCGCGAAGGGCCCAAGGUUGAGGAGGUCAGAGAAGAUGAGAACGGAAGGUCCAUUGAAGCCCCCAAGAGCCUCAAGGGCGUCAUAUCCAUUGGUGGGGCCCUGCCCAUGUCCAUGGUUCCGAGCCUGAGUGGGCGGUCCAAAUCCGAGACACCUGUGCUGAUCUGUCACGGGAGAUCUUGUGAGGCUGUCGACGAGGAUGCUAUCGACAUCCUGAGGCAGGAAUUUGUAGAUGUGCGGGAGGUCAAGUGGAAAAAGGCAGACAGCACUAUGCCAGCAAACCGAGAGGAGAUGCUGCCCGUGAUGCAGUUUAUCGCUGAGCGGCUGCGGGGCGAGUGGUGA
Messenger RNA from Cryphonectria parasitica EP155, 810 nucleotides. RefSeq lists its product as uncharacterized. Bases 1 to 810 code for a protein of 269 amino acids. Gene Ontology annotation, molecular function: palmitoyl-(protein) hydrolase activity; carboxylic ester hydrolase activity. Gene Ontology annotation, cellular component: cytoplasm. The transcript has a single exon. NCBI's taxonomy places the organism in Eukaryota, Fungi, Ascomycota, Sordariomycetes, Diaporthales, Cryphonectriaceae. Gene Ontology annotation, biological process: protein depalmitoylation. The record is from RefSeq and is a predicted model, not a curated record.